Messenger RNA from Malurus melanocephalus (red-backed fairy wren), 1350 nucleotides. It is a transcript of the gene GPC6, whose product is annotated as glypican 6. NCBI's taxonomy places the organism in Eukaryota, Metazoa, Chordata, Aves, Passeriformes, Maluridae. Gene Ontology annotation, biological process: cell migration; regulation of protein localization to membrane; regulation of signal transduction. Gene Ontology annotation, cellular component: extracellular region; plasma membrane; cell surface. The record is from RefSeq and is a predicted model, not a curated record. The transcript has 6 exons. The coding region runs from base 1 to 924 and encodes 307 amino acids.
AUGAAGAUGUUGUACUGCCCUUACUGCAGAGGACUUCCCACUGUGAAACCUUGCAACAACUAUUGCCUCAAUGUAAUGAAGGGCUGCCUAGCAAAUCAGGCUGAUUUGGAUACUGAGUGGAAUCUGUUCAUAGAUGCUAUGCUUCUGGUAGCGGAGAGAUUAGAGGGACCAUUCAACAUUGAAUCAGUCAUGGAUCCUAUUGAUGUCAAGAUUUCUGAAGCCAUCAUGAACAUGCAAGAAAACAGCAUGCAGGUGUCAGCAAAGGUUUUCCAAGGAUGUGGCCAGCCUAAACCAGCACCUGCCCUGAGAUCUUCCCGUUCUGUCCCCGAAAAUUUYAAUACCCGGUUUAGACCAUAUAACCCAGAGGAGCGACCUACAACUGCUGCUGGCACAAGYUUGGAUAGGCUGGUAACAGACAUUAAAGAAAAACUAAAGCUCUCUAAAAAGUUCUGGUCAACAUUGCCCUACACAAUCUGCAAGGACGAGCGAGUGACAGCCGGAGCGUCAGUSGAGGAGGACUGCUGGAAUGGCCACACCAAGGCGAGAUACUUGCCUGAGAUUAUGAACGAUGGCUUGACCAACCAGAUCAACAAUCCAGAAGUAGAUGUGGACAUCACAAGGCCAGACACUUUCAUUCGACAACAAAUCAUGGCCUUACGUGUCAUGACUAACAAACUGAAGAACGCGUAUAAUGGGAAUGAUGUCAACUUCCAGGACACAAGUGACGAAACCAGCGGCUCAGGCAGCGGGAGYGGCUGCACAGAUGACAUCUGUCCCACCGAGUUUGAUUUCAUCACCACAGAAGCACCGCCUGUCGACUCAGACAGGAGGGAGGUGGAGGCUUCAGCCACACAGCCUGGCUGCUCACUGCACACGUUGCUCGUCAUCUUCCUCACUCUUGUACUGCAGAGACGGUGGAGAUAAUCCUGGAUCUAGUUGGAGAAACUGUGUUUUAGCUACAGAAACAGCCAACUUUCCUCUUUUCUUAUGCUCUUGGACAAUGGACCAUGCCACAAACACUUGCAGUUUUCUACAAGACAGCAGUACUGCAACCUGCUUCCCAUUUUAGUUUUCCCAAAGAGUACCAGGUGCCAGACUGAACUGCUUCCUGCCUUUUUCAGAUAUCUCUGAAGACAAUAUCCACUCUUGAGAGAAUUCUUUCUCAAUUCUUUAUUACAGGAGACUUUCUGAGCUUCAUUUCCUUUUAUGCUGCAAAAGGGAAAAAGGAUCUUACAGUGUGUGUUUUUCCCCAGUGAGAAAAAAAAGGUGGGAAGAAACCUAGAAAGUUUUCUUUCUGAAUCAGGCCUGACUCAAGGCUGCUGCAUAUCAACAGAAUAUCAACAAAACACA